GCUGAAUUUGACCCAACCUACCCUGCUAGCACCCCUUAUCCUUACAGCUCGUGGAGACAGCGCUGCCUGCAGCCGACUUACCCAGCUAGGUGUUCUAGGGGCGCUCACAGCAGUGGAGACCGCGGACCCAGCCCUCACAACUGCUGUCACAUGACGCGGCCUUGGCUCUCCGCUCUUCGACCGAGUGCCGUCAGCUCUUCUAUCUUUUGUAAUCGUAACAACUCCGACAUUACCUACUCUACCUCUAUCCAUUCAAGCCCCACAACUCGCGAAUUGCCGAACAUCUACGCAGGCCAGUGCCCUUUCACCUAAGCGAAAUUUUCAACUUAAGCCAACUUAGCACGAUCAACACCAUGUGCAAGUACACAAUGCAAAAGAUCAAGCCAGGAGGGUGCAAGGCAGUACCUCCACAUGUGUACACGGAAAAGCAAAUUACGGAUUAUUGUGACAAGGCACCGGCGAAGAACAAUAUACCCUGCGACAAUCAAGUAGAGAAUACGGCAACGCAUAUAACCAUCACUGCGGCUGGUCAAGGAUGUAGCGAGUGUGGAACAUGAUUAGUAGUCCUGGGGAUACACACAGACAGCGCUCCUUACACUGAAGGAUUUGUCAGCUAUGACACUCAUUACCUAGCAAAUAUAUUCCCGGAU
Molecule: messenger RNA, 650 nt
Organism: Trematosphaeria pertusa
Lineage: Eukaryota; Fungi; Ascomycota; Dothideomycetes; Pleosporales; Trematosphaeriaceae
Exons: 3
Coding region: 354-557 (67 amino acids)
Source: RefSeq, a predicted model, not a curated record